AUGGGUGUCGAUACUCAACGACCGCCUCUACCUGCCCCGACCGAACCUUCGAUUCUCAGCGUAGACGACGACAUUAGCAGCUUUCAGCCCGACGACCUGGCCACGGAUCUCUCCCGGCGAACCGACCGCUCACACUAUUCGAUUCCCGAGGACGGCAGCCCCGUUACGAUACCCACGAAGCACAAGGACAGAGGCCUUGUCCACGGCCGCCACCAAUCACAGACGUCCCUUCUCAUCGAAUAUUUCGAAGCCGGAAAACCUGGCGAGGGGAAAAUCCAUUCGCGCCCCAGCGUCCGCGUUAGAGUAACGCCAUCCAAACACAGGCGAUCCAGGACCGCGAGCGACCACGUAGAAAUCUCACAAACUGGAAAGGACAGAAAACCUUCGUACACGAGGAGGAUUUCCUUGCCCACUUCCAAGGGCUCGGAGGGCAAAUCGGUAGAAACCAGCGAAGUAUCUUAUUCCGGGGAAUCUAACCUCAGCGGAAGACCUCCGGUCGAAGUCGAAGUCAUGCACGGCAGCGAUCUUUCUAGGUCCGAGGUCUCCCGAGACAACUACAUCGCUGCUCCCUCGGACAUUUCUUCUAUGCCUCCGGAUAGCUUGCUCGGGGCCCCUCCCGUCAUCCUUAGUCCCCCCUCUCGGCACCGGAGUCGCAGCAUGGAACGCAACGAGAAGGCGGAUGGAAACCGAAGGAGGAGCCGUAGCUUGAGUAGAGAGCGCCUGGUGACUCAGAAGGUUAUGGAAAGGCUGGCAUCUGAAAGAAGUGGAAAGUCGAAGCACAGUCGCGAAAGGAGCGUCAGCAAAGAGCAUAGGAGCGAAAGCGGAACUUCGCGACGCAAGCAUUCUCGAUCUCGUUCGGAGCUGGACCGUUUCAGCGGAACCGAAUCAAGUCUUUUGUCAUCCCACAUCAGCAGAAGAUCUGGGGAUGAUAGAUCGAUUCGGUCAGGCGUGUCUAAUGCCUCAUCAAUCAACAAUCCCAAAUUACUCGGAGCAGUAGAGGAUGCCAUCAAACGCCUCAUUCUUCCCGAGAUUAAUGCGCUCAGGGAAACUUCCAAGACGGACCACAAUCGGGAUCGGUAUGAGCAGCUAACCAGGGAUUCGGUGGCCUCUACCAGUUCCCGCGGUGAGUCCAAGAGGUCCGUGUCAAAGUCUUCCAGCGCCCCCAAUGUCAAAGUGGUUCUUAAUCGUGACGACAAAAACCCUGGUGUCGUUCUCUCCAGCGGCUCUGGUAAAGAGAAGACCAUAGGCUCGAACGUGGAUUCCGGUUCUGAAUUAAGUCGUGAUCGGAUCAUCUCCAUUUACGGCGAGGAAAACCUCGGCUUGGAUGACCCUGAUGGGCAGCAAAAGAGAACCAGACAGAGGAGCAAAUUGAGAGACGGUGCUCUUGAAGCCGCAGUCGGAGCCGGUCUCACUGCCGCUGCCCUCAACCACCAGGAGUCUCGAUCCAGCCUGGACACGACCAAGGAAAGGAGGAAGAAAAGGCGCAGCAAAAGCAGAAGCCGAACUGCUAGCGUAUCCGAGAGUGCUCGUGAGGCGUCCCAUGAGCAGUCUAUCCCACCUUUGCCCAUGCAGAGCGAGCACAACCCCACUGAAAUGACACGCGCCUCCAUCCUAUCCGCGGAAACAGACAGGCCCCAUUCCCGCUCGUCCAGAGGUCUUAACACGCCUAUUCAAGAAGUCAUUCGUGGAUCGCCGCGUGAGGUAGAUUCUCCUCUUUCUCGCACGCCCAACAGAACCCCAGCAGCCUUGCGUAGAGGGCCAAACAGCAACGGCUCCCUCGGAAGCUUCAGUGUGCCAGGUAGUGCGAAGGGCGACAAAAGCAUUCCUACCCGAGCUAAAGAUGCUGCUUUGACUGCUGCUGGUCUAGGUGGUGCAGCCUUAGCUUCUCAGCACAACAAAGAUGAAGAACGCGAGUCUAUCCGGACCCCCUCUCGUGAUCUUGAGAACGAAUCGGGCUACAAGGAGAAAUUUUCAAAUGCUUCUCCGCGUCCUCGAGCAAAAAGUGCCGCGUCAGUAUCGUCUGCAGGCCGCGAAGCUGCUAGGAAAAUGUCGGAACUUUCUUUGCAUUCUGCUUCCAACUCUCCCAGCACCAACGCCGCACGUUCGCGGAACAAGCCUGAAGGCUACCAUUUUGAGGACGGUGUUCCUCGCGACUCUGAACUAUCUUACGCGACCAUUACUUCCAGAGGAGAAGACCCUGAUGAUUUUUUCGACCACGAGCAUGAAGCGAAUGAUGCAUACCGUGCACAAAACGAUAAGCGUAUGACUGGAUAUACCGAUGACAGUUUGCGCAGCUCUAACCUCGACUACCGUCGCAUGACUGCCUAUACUGACGACAGCAUGUACGGCCAAUAUCGCGAUAGAGAUGUUCCAGACCAAGAUCUAGACGGUGUCACAACGGCAAGGCCUGAUUACAUCCACACCCCCCUCGCAGUUGAGUCGGCUGUUGCUUCGCUGCUCGAUCCGUCCAGUGUUAGCAGUGUGCGAUCGUCUCAACGCGAAUCGCAACUGACCAACGACCCGCAUUUCAUGUCCAGGGAGAAUCCUGGCAAUGAGCAGCAGCCACAAGGAGAGUCACUUGGAGAUAAGUGGGGCGCUAUUCGACAGCAAGCAAAGAGAAUGUCACAGGAACAGCAUGGCGAGGUUUCUUCGCCCCGGAGCCAGGCGCGCUCUUUCAAAUCUGAUGACCAGAUUCAAAUGACGGCAAACGCAAUGCCCUUUGGAGAUCCCAUGCCCGAAAUCGGUCACGGCUUCGAUGACGAGUCAGAACUUACCACCAACCCUUCGGAAAUACAGGGACCGUCGAGAGAUCGCGGUGACGGGCAUUGGUCCUACGACCCUACGCCUCCUCCAGUUUCAGCUGGGAACGCUCGUCCGGGCGAAGCGGGCAUGAUGGGUAAUGCUGCUGCCGGAUUUGCGGCUGCUGCGGCCGCUCGUCUUCACCAUGAAACCCAACAAAGCCCUGUGCAACAGGACCGCUCAUACCAGCCAUCCAUCGAAGACGACUAUGGUCAGGAUUACGGGAGGCCAUACGAGCAUGCCGAUGACAGCUUUGUGCGGCAGCAUCCUGAUACUUCCAGCCAAUGGAAGGACGAAGGGUACAUUUCUUCAGCCCAACCCGGUUAUACACCUGAGCCGAACUUGGACAACUCAAAAAUGUUCGAUGGCAGCCUUCCAGACUUUGCAGGGACUCCUGGAGCAGAUGAUAUGCUUUUCGGCGGGAACCCAGGUGUCACACGCAACUUCAGUGGUGACUCGCACGGAAUGUCUUCUCCGCUGUACGACAGUGCCACUGGGAAAGGAAUUGACCGCAUCCAAUCCAAGGACGUGGUGGCUCUUAUGGAUCAUCUCACCGUUCGGGAUGCUCAGCGCAAUGCUAGGGACACUGAAAUUCUUGUAACACUUGUCCGCAGCGCAGCGGAGAUGCGCAACUCUUUCGAGGAGAUGAAAAAAUUCAUCUCCGAGCAAGAUAAAAUGAUCAUGGGCAACACCGACAAAGAUGCUGAAAUGACGGUGCAAAAACUUCUCCAGGGGCCUCGGCCACAACCUCGGUAUCCUCGUCGCGACAUGUCGGAUGCUGAUGACGAUCUUCCAGCGAAGCGUAAGAACGUCUUUAGGCGGGCGCUGAAGGGCCUGAGCGGAAAGAGCGGCAACGAUCUUGCUCGAAUUGAAGACAUGCUCAUGCAUUUGUUGGAUGAAGUGGAGGGAUUAAAGGGUCCUCAAGCUUUCCCUCGGCCGUCUGUGGGUCAGGAUGCAGGAAGCAUUACCUCCUUUGAAAACCUUAGGUCCGGUCCUGACGCGGGCUACGAACCUGAAGGCCAGGCCGGGACUUCGUCUACUCCAAACCAGUCUGGUACUUUCUCCAACCCGUCCUCUCGUCGCCUUGCGCACCAUUCGGGUUACGACGGACGCCGUGGCUCAGAGCAUCGCAUCAGCACUGUCUUGGAAGGAGACGAGGAGUUGGACGACCACGAAGCUCACAUUCUUGACAAUCAGUUCGAGAACAACGAGCGCUUACUGACGCCAACCGAUGAGGUAGUGCGUAGUCCCAACCAGCGCUCUCCCCCUGAGCAAGCGUACAGCCAAGAGCACACACCGAAGAGCAAAUCCAAGCACAAGUCUAAUGGAUCUUCUAUCUUCGCCAAUAUACCCAAAAUGUCACGUUGGUCCAAGACAACAACCUCGACCGACAAAACCGCUCGCAACGGAAAGCGUGGACCCUACUCCGAGAACUCUCAGUCCGGAUCAAACGUCAACUUUAAUGGGUACGACGACUUUGACAUGCGUGACGACGACCGAUACCGGUCCAAUACCUCGUUCGACCACCGACGAGGCGGUUCCCUGGACCAAACUCGCUCUCCCUCGCCGCUCAUUCCCGAGCACGAGAUGGACGACCCUAAAUACCAAGCUCAUCGCAACUCUCUGAACUUGGAACACCCACAACCACGUCAGGGACCAACCCACCGCCACCAAUCCCACCUGGAAUCUCAGGCCAUCAAUUUCGAUGACACACAGUCACCGGAUUUUGAUCAAUGGGGCUCUGCACCGAGCCUUGCUCUGAACCGCAAUCGGUUCAGCAACACUACAGGCCGCCAAUCUCCUUUUUCUGAUGGGGGAUAUUCCAACCACUCUGCCUCUGAGCAGGUGAACGGCGGAUCUCGUCCGAAAGAGGAGGGCCCCCUUAUGCCAUCAUCAAACAACACGCCUCGAAGCUUGCCAUACGGUAGCAGGCCAAUGUACAGCAGCCCUCCUGGUCUGACAGGACACUUGGCUCCUUUGGCUCCCAUUGAGGAGGUCAGGUACAGUCUUGAAACAGACCGUCGCACACUUACGCCGUCGCCCCAGCCGCAAAGGUCGAUGGCUAGCCCUACCCGCAAGCCCACUGGUCCUAGGCCCAUGGGUUCGAAGAGUCCUCGUCCACUUGAGCACUCGGACACCGUGAAGAGGAGGCCUCAUACCCGCAGCCCGAGUCUUGAUUCCUACCGGAGCAGUCUCGACAGCUUCGACCGUGAUACCUUCUAA
Messenger RNA from Aplosporella prunicola CBS 121167, 5022 nucleotides. RefSeq lists its product as uncharacterized. The record is from RefSeq and is a predicted model, not a curated record. The coding region runs from base 1 to 5022 and encodes 1673 amino acids. NCBI's taxonomy places the organism in Eukaryota, Fungi, Ascomycota, Dothideomycetes, Botryosphaeriales, Aplosporellaceae. The transcript has 2 exons.